Messenger RNA from Enhydra lutris kenyoni (northern sea otter), 945 nucleotides. RefSeq names its product olfactory receptor 5B2-like. Gene Ontology annotation, molecular function: olfactory receptor activity; odorant binding; G protein-coupled receptor activity. The record is from RefSeq and is a predicted model, not a curated record. Gene Ontology annotation, biological process: sensory perception of smell; G protein-coupled receptor signaling pathway. NCBI's taxonomy places the organism in Eukaryota, Metazoa, Chordata, Mammalia, Carnivora, Mustelidae. Bases 1 to 945 code for a protein of 314 amino acids. The transcript has a single exon. Gene Ontology annotation, cellular component: membrane.
AUGGAGAACAACACAGAGGUGACUGAGCUCAUCCUGCUGGAACUAACUAAUGCCCCAGAGCUGCAGAUCCCUCUUUUUAUCACAUUCACCCUCAUUUACCUCAUCAAUGUGGUUGGAAACUUGGGGAUGAUGGUGCUGAUUCUGUUGGACUCUCGUCUUCAUACUCCCAUGUACUUCUUCCUCAGUAACCUGUCUCUGGUGGACUUUUAUUACUCUACAGCUGUCAUUCCCAAGGUCAUGGCUGGAUUACUUAUAGGAGACCAGGUCAUCUCCUACAAUGCAUGUGCUGCUCAGAUGUUCUUUUUUGCAGUCUUUGCCACAGCAGAAAAUUACCUCCUGGCUUCAAUGGACUAUGACCGCUAUGCAGCAGUUUGCAAACCCUUCCAUUACACCACCACCAUGACGACAGGUGUAUGUGCUUGGCUGGCCACAGGCUGCUAUGUCUGUGGUUUCUUGAAUGCCUCUAUCCACACUGGGAUCAUUUUCAGGCUCUCCUUCUGUAAGUCCAAUGUGAUCCAUCACUUUUUCUGUGAUACUCUUGCCGUCAUGUCUCUCUCUUGUUCUGAGAGACAUGUCAGUGAUCUGAUUCUUGUCUUUGAGGCAAGCUUCCACAUCUUUUUUGCUCUCCUGGUUAUCUUGAUUUCCUACCUGUUCAUUUUUAUCACCAUCCUGAAGAUGCCCUCAGUGGAGGGAUACCUGAAGGCUAUAUCCACCUGUGCCUCCCACAUCACUGCACUAUCCAUCUUCUAUGGGACAAUCAUUUUCAUGUACUCCCAGCCCAGCUCCAGCCACUCCAUGGACACAGACAAAAUCACAUCUGUGUUCUAUACUAUGGUCAUCCCCAUGCUGAAUCCUGUGGUAUAUAGCCUGAGAAAUAAAGAGGUCAAGAACACUUUCAAGAAGGUUGUUGAGAAGGCAAUAUCAUCUCUAAGCUUCAUCUCUUAG